CUUCAGUGCUGGACAUCAGCUCAUGUCCAAUCACUUAUUAUGGACAGAAGUACGAGCAAAUCUAUGUCGCCUUCAUGAGUGAAAACAUUGCGUUCUGCUUCGACAACUUUUUCAACCCUGAAACUGGAGGUGAUUGUCUUGUGGGGACUGCACCUGACUUGGACAGCACUGAGUUUUGGAUAAAUGAACCCAAUGUUGAAAUCCAAAAGCUGAUUUAUGACAAUGUAGCAACAAUUCAGAACAGGAUGGAAUGCUAUGUGUUGUUUAUCAUGGAGCUCAACGGGAAAAAUUAUGGUUUGGUUCCAGUUAAUUUUGGGACACAAACGACUUUGAUUGUGGAAAUAUUGGCAUUUGGUUCAGUGGUGUUUGAGGCUCAGGUUGGUGGUAUCACAAUUGAUAUAUUGGCUGUUUUGUUUGAUCCCAACAAUCGUCAGUAUCAAAGAUUCUUUGACAUCAGUGGAUGCAGACAUGCUGGUGGUUUGUAUGAAUACGGUGCAGUGCUGAGCUCAGAUCUGAAAACCUGCUCUAUUCUCACCUGUUCUGACACUGCAGCUCUGCAGAUUUCUGGCUGUGGCCCUCUGGAGCGUUGUGAAGGCAACGGCAUCUGCAUGUUGAACUCCACCUGCACUGUGACUGGCCCCACUGUCAUUGACUUCCACGGCCAGGUUAACACUGUUGAGGAUCGGUGUUCAUAUUCUCUGGUCUUGACUCCAUCAGUCCCAGACUUCCAUGUUCUGGGGAACUUCCAGGAACGUCGACGUAAAGACGUGACCUUUUUGGACAGUGUGACAUUGGUUCUGGACAGGCCCAGCAUUAAAAUUCAUCUGGAACAAGGUGGGAGAGUUCGGCUGGACAACACAAUCCUGACCCUCAAUAGUUCACCUCAGCUGGUUCACAAUGUGGAGCUCUCUAAAGACCGAACUGGAGUCACUGCCAAGUUGUCGCUCUCAUACUCCACCAUCUCUGUCUUCUUUGACGGCUACACUGCACAGAUCCACUUAGAAGGGCCUGCUGGUUCAUCAUUUGAGGGUCUGUGUGGAAACUCCAGCAGGUCUCUGAGUGACCUGAGGCUCUCUGAGUACAGCUCCACCAGUUGUGAGGUGAAAUACAAUGACCCUGCUGACAGCACAAUCAACUGCAACAAGAUGAUUGAACGCUGUAAUCUCCUGAAGGAGGCGCCCUUCUCCUCCUGUAACAGUGACAUUGACCCAGAGCCCUACAUAACCGCCUGCACCAACACUUUGUGUAAAUAUCCUGCAGUGGACGGACUCAACUGUCAGUUCCUGAAGGCCUACGCCAGAGCCUGCAGAUUACAGGGAAACCACACUCUGGAUGGCUGGAGGUCAAUGACUGGCUGCUCCUCUGAAGCCUUCUGUCAGGACAGGACCUGCAGCGAUCACGAGUUUUGCGGUCAGAAGACAGUCAGUGGUGACACUCGCUGCUUCUGUCGGACCAUUUUUGCCUCCAAAUACAGAUCAACCAACACUUUGGGUGAUCAAACAGUCUGCAGCCAGAACUCUGCUUCGCUCUCUCUGGCCAGUUGUCUUUUGGAGGACAAAGGCAUUGCAUACUCUGACUUACACCUCAAUGACCAGACCUGCAGGGGUCAGAUGGAUGAGCUUACCCACAUGGUGACCUUCAGCUUCAACAGCAGCAACAGCUGUGGGACGAUGAUCAUAACUAACAACAGCCAUAUUAUCUACAAGAACACCAUCACGAACCAGAAGAGCUCCUCUGAUGUCAUCACUCGCCAAGACCAAAUUUACAUCGACUUCUCCUGUGUCUACAUUCAGCCAGAUAUCGAGACUGCCAACUUCAGAAUCAGAGACAGUUCUGUGAUCCAGCAUGCUACACCCAGUGCUUGGAAUUACACUUUGACCAUGAAGGCCUACACUGAUGUAGGCCGCACACAAGCUGUGGAGUCUUUCGCUGAAGUUCCUCUGAACCAGAGAAUCUGGGUGGAGCUGAAGGCUAAUGGGUUGGAUGGAGACAUGGUUGCCAUGGUAACAGACUCGUGCUGGACCACUGAUGUGGCAUCGUCCUCUGGGAGUGUCAGACAUGACCUGAUUAUCGAUGGCUGUGCAAACCCUGCUGACCAGACUGUGGAUGUGAAGGAAAACGGACUGGGAGCCUACAACUAUUUUUCCUUCAAUAUGUUUCAGUUCACUGGGAGCUCAGGUGAAAUCUACCUGCACUGCAAAAUCCACCUGUGCCCUAAACGGAGAAACAAAUGCACAUCGACUUGUAAAGGAGCUGCUCGCAGACGCAGACCAGCCAGCUCCAAAUAUAAACGAGCAGCAUCAGCCUUCAUCAGCUUGGCCUGGACUAAUUAGGUGGUUUCCAAGGUGACCCUGGCUGCCAGUCCCUGACUUCUGACUUGUCCUGACCGAGACCCUGGAUGUUUAUAAGGAUGAACUCAUAACUGGCUACUCUGAGGCUGGGAUCACUGCCACAGCCUGAUUAAACAGCUGUUAUAUCAAAAGUAUUGUAAGGAAAGGUGACGAUAUUUAUUAUUUAACAGUAACAUGCCUUAUUGUGGAUAUAUGAUUUAUGCCGGACGCCCUUUCUGACGCGACCAAGAAGGAGAACAAGUGUGUGGCAACAUGAACAUUUCUAUGAAACAUCUGGCCUUUACAGAAAUGUCAUCACUACAUCUCCCAGCAUGGGAGCACUUUACGACCUCGCGGGAAGGUUGGAGGCCUGUGUGCUGCUUAUGUUGGAUUCGAUUUGAGGGUAAUGACCUCAAAUCUAAUCAUGUGACCUCGUUCAUAUGAACAAAUACCUGAGGACAGUGGCCUUGCACCAAAGAGGCAUUUUUACUUCUCAGGUUGUUUAAGCUGAAGAUGUUUAAGAUGCUAAUAUAUAAAACUAUUGGACAAGAAUGAACAAAGACAGGAAAAUAAUAAGAAUAAGAAGAGCAUCAGAUGCCAUCUGCAGGUCAGAGGUGCUUUAAAGGGGAAUCAAUGUGAAAAUCACUCCUGUAAAAAAUUGGUAUGCAGGGUGAAAUAUAAAAAGGGGGCAGACAUUUUUCCUCUGUUUCCAGUGUUGGGAAGGUUACUGUUAAAAUGUAUUCCACUACAGAUUACAGAAUACAUGCCCCAAAAUGUAUUAUGUAAUGUAUUUUGUUACAUUAGUCAAUUUUGUAUUCUGAAUACUUUGGAUUACUUAAUAUAUUAUCAUGCUGUUUACAACUACAUGAAUGUACUAUUGCUGUGUGAUUUAUUACUAUUACUGAAGGCUACUCGCCAUACCAAUACCAACUAGUUUUUAAAUUUUAAUAUAAAUUGAGUAACAGUAGAGUGGACAUUAGGUAAGGCUGCACUUUUAGCAGUGAUCUUGUAUAGAAAACUGUUCCGCGUGUAUAUAAAACAGGUCCGGAGCUCCGAACCAUAAUAAAGGGACCUCCGGCUAACACGUCGGGUUCUGUGUUGGGCUCGAAGCCGAAAACUAGCUUUACUUUGUUGUCUGGGUCAAC
Oreochromis aureus is the source of this 3475-nucleotide messenger RNA. Its product is annotated as alpha-tectorin-like. The record is from RefSeq and is a predicted model, not a curated record. NCBI's taxonomy places the organism in Eukaryota, Metazoa, Chordata, Actinopteri, Cichliformes, Cichlidae. The transcript has 17 exons. The coding region runs from base 75 to 2333 and encodes 752 amino acids.